This is a messenger RNA of Cataglyphis hispanica, 7868 nucleotides long. Its product is annotated as protein O-mannosyl-transferase TMTC1-like. Gene Ontology annotation, biological process: protein O-linked glycosylation via mannose. Lineage: Eukaryota; Metazoa; Arthropoda; Insecta; Hymenoptera; Formicidae. The coding region runs from base 2171 to 4438 and encodes 755 amino acids. The transcript has 15 exons. Gene Ontology annotation, molecular function: mannosyltransferase activity; protein binding. The record is from RefSeq and is a predicted model, not a curated record.
GGGACGACCCGUCCGAGCUCGACGCCGACGCCGACGCCGAUUGUCGUCGUGAUCUGUGACAUUCCGAUGACGUUGUGCGGUGCGUACCGAUCUGCACGUCGUGUCGAUCGGCAAAAUGCGCGAUAACAGAUGACAGAUCGUGGGGAGGUGUCUGCGUCUAUUCCAUCGCUAAUUCGUCAUCAUUCGUCAACUUUUGAUGAUAUUAUCGAUUAGUGGAAAAAUACCGUUUUUUAUCUUUAUUCAAUCGCAUUUAAGCGUCUUUGACUGACGAAUCACAUGUUCUAUCAUGCGAUAAUUAAAAAUUAUAAUGAAAGGUAGAGCAAUCACGGAGAGAAAGACCAUAGAUGGUAUGAAGGUACUGCAAAUAGAAUAUUGCGGUAAAUUUGAAUGAUUGAAGAUAUCGAAUAUCUAUAAUUGGAACUUGUUCAUAAUUUUUAUCUCACAAAAUUUCUCCGCGAAAAGUCAAUACAAAUUGGCGCGUGCAAACAAAACGAUCGUUGAAAGACUAUCACGGGAGCAUUUGAGAACGAUUUUUUGCUCGAGUGUCAUCUCACCGGAGGUCAUCUCACAAAUAGCGAGAAUCUGUGAGAUCGUUCAUCGUAUCAGAAGUUUGAAUCUUGGGGAUCUUGGGUUGCCGACCAAGUAGAAUCGGGGGAAAAAAAAUUAUCGCAAUACUUGUCCAGAGAUUGGAUUCAACGGUGCGAGAGGUGAAACUGGAGGAAGACGUGGUACAAGAAAGAAGCAACCAAGAGGUAGCGGCGCCGGGAAAAAAGAUAGAAAAGCGCGCAAUAGUGAAGGAGAAACGGGGGGUUGGCGGGAGAUGAAGGUGCUGCCGCGGAGAAUUUCAAGCCGUGUCCCCGGCGAGAUAGGAGCCGUUUGUAUAGAUCUAUAUGCACAGUAAAAUUGUGGCGACGUAGGAGUUCUCGCUACGAAUAUCUGGGUCAUACAGCCAUCCUCUCUCGGCGUUGUAACCUGCUCUCCAUAAUUCUACGAAAUUCUCUUGAUACUGCAACAAAGUAGACCAUUGACGAUCUGGAGGACUUCUCACUCUUAAAACGCUCGAAAAGCACGCCAAACUAGGAUGAUAAAUGUAAUUGAUAAACAAUGUAAUUGAUAUAAAUAUUGAAUAAAAGAGCACACGUAAAAUAUAAGAUAAAAGAAUAAUCGCAAAAUUCGUGCUCGCGUAAUCGAAAUUACGAGAUUUUAUCCGAACAGACGGAUAACAAUACAUAUAUGAGAGUAUGCAAAAUAUCGAACCGCAAUUUGCUCCAGACUCAAACCACAGUUUACAGAACCAUUACGUUAAUGUCAUUUAAGUCGCGCGCUAAAGUGAGCUAUAAGUAUAUCGUGUUUUACUCCGCCGGGAGAAUCCGUAAUACGUACGAAUCAAUGAUUUGUGAUUCGGUACGUUACCGGUCGCGUGCGCGGUAACGAGCUGUCACGUCGUUACGCGGUUACGUAAAAAGAAUCUACCUGGGUUCCCCUAUGGGGACAAUUUCCGAGGAAAGUCCACGCGCAAGGGCUAUUAUCCGAGUCGUGUAGCGAGAGGUUAGCGCGCGAAAUCCGCUGCUACCCUUCAUCUAGGACACGGUCGGGCCGGCCGACUCGAUAAAUAAUGAACCCCCGCAGUCAUUUAUCAAGCUCACCGCGAGAGGAACGAAUGCUUGGGUUUCGCUGAGGACGGUCUAAAUGGGAGAAGCCAACGCGAGGCACCGGCUAGCACCGCAAGAUACCGCGUCGCAUCGCCACGAAGGUUACGCAGAAAUUAUGUCCCCUUGAUCGGGAGCUUACUCGAAAGCCAAUGUAUUAUUCUUUACGACUUAUCUACUCACAAGAUUAUCGACAAAAUAAGUAUCGUGAUAUGUGCCGGAGUUCGCGAUCCAAGUGAUACUUGAGAAGCGACCCUUAAACGCCGAGGAGACGCAGAGCGUCUUCUCUCGACCGUGCGAACUCUUCCCUGAGCGCUCGUUUUAGAAAUGCGAGAAUCAGCUGAUUCAGAUCGCGAUCAGUGUAGUAACACCGGGCAAUGCGAUCAAAUUCCGCGCAGGAGAUAACGGCGUCCGAAAACGUACGGUUCGCGAUUUGAUGACAGUGAUCGCGCUUCGGGCUUCGCGAUUCGAAAGAAAGUAAGGGCUUGUCUCGUGCGUGGUAUCAAGCAGCGCCGAGUAACAUGAAGCGACGGAACAACGGUCCCUCCUGCUUCUGUCAGACGUCGGCCAAGAGAGGCGGGCGCGGCGGAUGCAAUGGUACUGAGACGAACGAGCCACCCGGAUGGUGCAUCUACGCGGCGGUCGCCCUCGUCGCGGUCGGUUGCUAUCUCAAUGCGCUCGACUGCGACUUCGUGCACGACGAUAUACCGGCGGUGGUGAGGAACAGGGAUGUGAUCGGCGAGGCGUCGUGGAGCAGCGUGCUCAAUGACGAUUUCUGGGGCACGCCGAUGGAGAGCAUCAAUAGUCAUAAGAGUUAUCGACCUUUCACCACUCUGACGUUUCGGUUAAAUUACUUGAUGGCAGGCUUGAGUCCCAUGUGGUACCACGCCACAAACGUCGCCUUACACGCCGGUGCGUGCAUCUUGGUCACCAGAGUGAGCCUCGUCGUAGCGGCACUUCGACCAGGAUUCGCGGCUCUCGCUGGAUUGUUAUUCGCUACGCAUCCUGUGCAUACGGAAGCGGUGACUGGCAUCGUAGGCAGAGCGGACGUUCUAGCGUGCAUUUUCUUUUUACUGUCCUUCCUUGCCUAUCACGGCCAACAGACGGCUUACAUAUGGUCCAGUGUUUGUCUGGGUGCCCUGUCGAUGUUGGCGAAGGAAACUGGCGUUACUGUUCUGGCACUAAACCUUCUUUAUGAUCUCUGUCGUUCCUGGCAUUCAAUCAAGAGGUCUAUUUUCGAAGCCAAAUGGAACGACGAUUCUAGAUAUUUUUCAAGACGCGCUGCAGCAUUACUCGUUUCGUUUGGCAUACUUCUUGUGGUACGGCUCGCUCUGCUUCAUGGUACUUUGCCGAACUUCUCCGCACAGGAUAAUCCAGCUGCUUUUCAUCCCUGUUUCCACGUCAGAUUGCUGACUUUUUGCUACUUGGCUUCAUUGAAUUGUUGGUUGCUUCUGUGUCCGGCUAUACUUUCGCACGAUUGGCAAAUGGGAUCUGUUCCUUUGAUUACAUCUUUUACGGAUAGCAGAAAUCUGGCCACCUGUAUAUUUUUUGGCGGUUGUCUGGUUCUCACGUACAAAGCCUUCACGGAUUUCGAGCAACAGAGGCAUCCACCUCUCGUUCUUGGCUGGAUGUUCCUGGUAUUGCCGUUCCUACCUGCGUCUAAUCUUUUCGUCACCGUGGGUUUCGUCGUGGCGGAACGAGUUUUAUAUACGCCGAGUGUCGGAUGGAUUAUUUUGAUCGUUUACGGUAUGCAAGUGAGCUGGGCUGCAGUGCCACGACGAAGAAGCUGGAUCACUACAGGCGUAGUUCUCCUGCUUGUUCUAGGUUGUUUCAGAACGGUUCUUCGGAAUAACGAUUGGACAUCUAGAGAAACUUUAAUCAAAGCGGGGUUGCGGUCUCUGCCCUACAAUGCUAAGAUGCAUUACAACUUUGCUAACUUCCUCAAAGACACAUCGCAACCGAAUCUUGCGGUCCACCAUUACCAGUUGGCCCUCUGGCUUUGGCCAGGUUAUGCCAGUGCACAUAAUAAUCUUGGAACUCUCACGAUAGAUGAUCAAGCGGAGUAUCAUUUUCUAGCAGCUAUUAAUGCUCAACCUGGUCACGUAAAUGCUCAUUAUAAUCUUGGACGAUUGUACAGAAGAACAAAUCGAACUGAACAGUGCAUCGAGAUGCUGAGGCGAUGCGUGUCGCUGGAUCCGGCGUAUGCGCCGGCAUUUAGAGUUCUAGCGAGGAUCGCCACUGGUCCUGCAACAGGCGAACUCUUGAGACAUGUAAUUCAUCUUCAGCCACGAAACCCGGACGCUCUCACUGAGUAUGCUUACUGGUUGUACAAGAACGGUAAAUGGCUGCCCUCGCUCAAGUACUAUUUCAAAGCCAUGGAGAUUAUCCCAUCGCAUAAACCGUCGCUCAUCGGUACACUCAGGAUUUUGAGGUCGCGAGGUCAGUGGUCCAGGGUACACCAGCUCAUCAUCAGAUGGCAUUUAAUAUUACGAGCUAAACGAGGGGGCUUCAUCUAUCGCGGGGAUUUAUAUAUUCGUGCGUGGGAGCUACAAAGCGAGUCUCGUCAAAGGGCUCAUCAACAUCAACGGAAUCUCUGCAUAUCGGAGAAUGGAUGUUCGAGACCGCGGAUAGCCAGUGUGUCUGUGCAGCUGGAGCAAGACAGCAACAAGUCGGAGCAGCUGCAGCGGGCGCCGCGUUGCAACGUGCGUACUUGCAGGCAGCCGAGAAAAGGGAAGGCGAGGGUGACCGCGCCGACUCUCCUCGUACAGAAUUUCCUGGAGACACUUUAGUCCACGUGAAUUGGGAAAACAGUUCUGUCUGUUUAUUCACCAGAGAAUCGGCCGUGGAAGUUGAAGAGAGGAGUGCAGUUCUAAUCGUAGCUGCCUCGUCCGCGACGAUCAGCGACGAAGAGAGUCCUAUUAUAGCGGAAUGCCUGAAUAUUUUCGUAUGCCGUGUUUGUGUGUUAUCUGGGACCGCAAGCUCGACUUGUCGCAGAUCAUUCAUGAUAUCGAAAUAGAGAAAGGUAUGCAUGUAUUAUUGUUAUCAUUUAUAUAUGUAUCCUGGAAUUUUUCGUGGCAUCCUGAUUAUACUAUCGAUCGGAGCAAUGGUCGCGAUCUCUUCAAUAAUAAUAUUGCUGACGGGAAUAAAAAGAGAAGAAAAGAAAAACAAAUGCCUGCCCUGUAGAUAACUUUGUGGCUUUGAACAUAAACAAAACAUUUUAAAAUUGAACAAUCGUUCAAGCCAGGACAAAUGACAGUGUGUGCAAUGAUGAGAAUUGAAUGCUAGCAUUAAACUCCUUGAAAAUUAUUUUGCCACUUUUAAAUUUAUGAUAAGGGUACGUAACGAGAGAGGACCAAGGGAGAUUCGAGCGAAUAAUUGUGUGCAACAUACUAUGCAAAGUUUCUCGCGUGUCGAUUAAACGCAUAAUCAAGAUAUAUGAUAUAAAAUCAUGUGCGUCCAGCAUGUGUCUGUCUACACUUUCGAAACGGGAUAAUUGUAAUUGGUAAUAUAGUUACAUGUAGUGUGACGUAUUUCUAUAAAUAUUUGCUGUAUCUCGUGUGUGCUUUCAACGUUUUUAUGAUGUCUGUUUCGAUGAAAUAAUAAAGCUGCCGUGUUAUACAUAUACAUCUGAAAUAUGCAGCCUUUUAUUCAACAAUAUCAGAGAAAAAAAUUGAAAAUUAUAUUUGUGAAAAAUAUUUUGACGGAAGAAUUUCGGUAAGUAAUUUAGUAAAAUUAUAUAAUUGUCAGGAGAGAAAAAUAUUUAAUAUGUAAACUAAUAUUAUCAAAUCUUAAAAAUAUAUAAAUAAUUCCCUUGUCACAAAGGGAAUCCAUUAUAAGGAGUCCACUUGAGAACGUAUAUAAUUUUUGUUAGCAAUCUACACGAUAAAAAUCAAACAUUCAUCGAGAUAUACAUUAUAUUUUUUUCUGCCGUUUAUGUCAACGAUGGAAACUGUACGCAAAGGAAAAAAAAAACGAAAAAUUGUGACGCCAAAUUUUAUUUUACUGUCAUGACAAUGACAGUGUAUAGCACAAUACUCUAGAUGAAUAUAUAUAUAAAUAUAAAUAUAUACUUUUAAGACUCUUUCUCGGAUCAUUCUUUGUGUGCCUCUCUCGUAGAAACGCAAUUUUAUGCACGUAAAUACACGGUGCCAAUACUAGGCUAAUGAAUGUACCACUAAUCUGCGGCGUUUGGUAUGGCUUUUGUAUAUGAAAAGAAAAACAGAAACAAUUUUUUUCUUUCUUCAAAGAAAUAUACAUUCUUCGAUGAGCUUGGUAUGGCAAUGUUAUGCUGCAAGUAUCGCAAAGAAGACAGUAAGUAUCGUAAAAAAGACAGUAAGAGUAAAGUUUCUUUUAAAAUUUAUUAAUUUAUGAUAAAAGCAAUUAAUUACAGUAUAAAAACUUAUACAUGUAUAUCAGCAUUUAAUUACUGCAUUAUAGAAUAUUUUGAUUUUAGUUUAAAGUUAAAUGAAAUAUUAAUAUCAAAAUUAUAUAUAAUUACACAAUUUUAAUAUAAAACUGUCUAGAGGUUAAAUCAAAUAUUGCUGAUAACUAUUUUUUUGCAGUUUGUAAAAUCGAUAGAUUUUUUGCAAUUAAUAAUUUAUCAUAACUAGCAAGAUAAAUAAAAUAUAAUUUGUUUGACAUUAACGCAAUAUGAUAAAUUUUUGUACGCUUUACGAGUACUUGCAAAACUUUGCCAAAAAUUAUGAAGACCAAUGUACAUACCUGUAUACAGAAACAAAAAAUAUGUUACAUCCAAAUUUUUGGCGAUGUUGCUUAUUAAACUUCUCUACUAUAAAUUAUUAUCAUGUGUAAUAUUAUUAUAAUAAACUCGAAUAAAUACAUUUUGGCCAUCUGGUUACAACGGCCUACGGUACUUUGCAAAACACUGCGGAUAGUGGGAAAAAAUGCAACGAAACGUGGAGAUGAGAAUGAAACAUGAGAUCUAAACUAUAAUGGUAUAUGGAAAUGGCAAUGCAUAUGUAUGAAGUUAUAUUUUCAGUUAUUAUACCGUUCCUUCCACGGUUCUUGUUUGAUAUCCGCAGAGCAUGGAUAUUUUUAUUUGAAUAUUUCUUUUUAAUGUUGUUAAUGUUGAAUAAAAUACCUACAAAAUUUUUUGCUUUAAUUACACCAGAAAGUUAAAAUAUUUCUCUCUCAAUCAAACUUAAUGUUUUUAAAAUUAUAUUUUAUAAAGAAAGUUAAAUAUAUAUUUAAAUUUUGUUAUACUAUAUUUUAUACAUAAUGUUUGAGUAAUUAAAGAAGAAUUUAAUUAAGAAAGUUGAUGUAAUAAAAUUAUACGUUAAUCGGCCAGCGUCAGAAUUGCAUAAAUUUUGCACAAUAUAUCAUAUUAUUAUUACAAUCAAGAGAUGAGAAAUCUUAAGCUUUCCCGUAAAAAUCGUACGGAUGAAGCUAAAAAUAGAGGAUCAUAGGAGAGUUGCUCAUUAGCUAAGGUAAGAAGCAAAAUACUUGCAAGUUAAUACGUUUAAUACGAUAAAUGGAAGUGAGCCGAAUAUUCUAUUUUUCGUACACUUAAGCCUUAGGCGUUUUCCCAACUUUAAAGAAAAUAAGCAUUUAGCAUCACGUAUAUUUCAUUAUAAAUUCCUUGAGAUAGUAUAGCUGCAUAAAUAAAAUUAUAUUAUCGCCAUGACAAAUACAAAUUUAUAUUAGUGAAAAGAAUUUUGUGAUAUUUCGUAAUGGUCGAACGUCGAAAAGAAUGGAACUCAUACUACAUUUAAUUAUUUAAAAAUAAUUCUUAAUUCAUAUAGCAUAUAGGAAUUGAGCCCCGUACCAUCCAUAUGAGUAAACGUCAGCAAAUAGAUUCAAUUGCAACAUCUUUCAUUUUUACCAUACAUGUAUAUACAUAUAACAGUCUUCUCAUUAGGACGUUUGGCCGAUCGACAAAUCCAAUUUCUAAUUAAUAUUAUCAUCAUACGAACAAAAUUAAAUCGGGUAGAAUGUCAACAAGAGCUUAGCAUUAUCCGUUCAAUAGCAGACGAAGACAAAAGCUCUCUUUAAAAAGAAUACAAAAUUGAAAAAUAUUGCGAUAUUGAUAUGCAAAUUUGAUACCAGAAAUUGUACGCGGGCCGUGUAUAAUUAGCCGCAAUUUGAUUAGUCUAGCUCUAAGUUACUACUUGAUAGACUAGUUUGUAUAUCUAAUUACGAUAUGUUAUUACUCAUAUUCAUUGUGAAUACAACAAUUAUAAAUUAUCAUAAUAAAGUGUA